Cyclopterus lumpus (lumpfish) is the source of this 2218-nucleotide messenger RNA. It is a transcript of the gene znhit2, whose product is annotated as zinc finger, HIT-type containing 2. The transcript has 2 exons. The coding region runs from base 144 to 1862 and encodes 572 amino acids. Lineage: Eukaryota; Metazoa; Chordata; Actinopteri; Perciformes; Cyclopteridae. The record is from RefSeq and is a predicted model, not a curated record.
AGGCGACGUCGCGGUGGGAUUUGGACAACAAACGUGAGACGUUGGUGUUGGUGCUUAUGCUGGGAAAUUUCCUCUUUUGGACUUGAGACCACACAGUGUUCGCCUCCUUUUGCUACAAUAUUGCGCUUCGACCCGUUCAACCAAUGAAUCCAUUAAUUCGACGGAGACUUCCUGCGUCCGUGAGGAGUCUUCUGACAGACAUCGGUCCGAAGGAGGAGUGGACUGACACAGAGCCCGACGCAGUGGCCCGAGACGGGGUUCUGCUCCCGUCCAGAGGCGCUGCUUCCGGGCAAGAGGAGUUUCUCAUGCCAGCCAAGACCCAAGAGGAGGCAGCAGUGGAGGGCAGCAACGCCAGAAGGAGUGCAGUCUGCAUGCUGUGCAAAUGUAAGCCCUCUUGUUACACCUGUCCUCGGUGUAACCUGCAGUACUGUGGCUUGGCUUGCUACCAGAGCCCAGAUCACUCCGUGUGCUCUGAGGAGUUUUACAAGGAGUCUGUUCUGCAGGAGCUGAAGGAUAUGGGGAAAACAGAAAGUGAAGGGAGAAAUAAAAUGCAGGAGAUCCUUGUGGGACUCAGACAAAAGGCGGAAAAGACAGAUGGGGGGAUGGAAAGUGUGUUAAAGGACGCUGGUGUUUUUUCAGAAGACACGGAUGAAGGGGAAGCGAUGGAGAACGUGCAGGUUGUGGAGCUCCUGUCCAGGUUAGCAGAGCUUCAACAGUCAGGGGGAGAGAGUGAACCAGAGAUUGAGGCCAUUUUGAGAAAACUUGAAGAGAUAGGAGGAGGGGAGCCGCUGCAUGGAGACACGGAUGAGGGCGCUGAAGGUGCAGAAGGGGAGCUGGACUUGGCUGAUCGACUCUCGGGGCUGGACAUUGACACGCUUUCCGAGGAGGAGCUGUGGGAAGUUCUUAAUAGUAAAGAGAAAGAAGUGUUUAUGGGUCUGAUGAAGGGCGGAGCGCUUGGCGAACUGAUUCCCCUGUGGAAGCCGUGGUGGGAGGAGCAUGAGGAUAGAGGGAGAGCACUGGUGGAGGUGCUUGAGGAGGAAGUAAGCAAACUGGAGAGUGAAAAUUCAACAAUUGUAGCCGAACAGGAUGCUGAUGAAGUGGUUCAGAAUCGGAGCAAAUCUCCUACAAAGUUGAGAACGAUUAAAGGGGGAAACGAAAUGGACACAAGCAAGGAAAAGGGAAGUUCAGCCGUUCUCAGUGUCCCUCAAAUUUCUGCAAAAAUCCCCAAAUUGACAUCCUUAUGUGCAAACCCAUCUCCGCUUGUGUGCUAUGGUUUGGUAAAUGCGCUUUUUGGCUACACCUGCACCCUGUGCCUGUUUAACAAUGACACCGAUUCACUGAUGUUUGAGUUCUGUGACAUGAUUCUUGCUUUGUCUGAGGCACUGGACUCAAGCAGGGUGUUCAACUCUCUCCAAGAGGCCUUAGACUGUGGAGAAACUCUCAUUUUGAGUGGCGGUUACCUGGACAAGGAGGAUCCUCUUGCCCCGGCCAGGGCGGUGGAAGCCGUGGCUCACAUCGCGACCGGCCGAGACCGAAAGGAUGCGACGGGAUACUGCCUGGCAGCCUUGAGUCAGCUUCGCUCAGUGCUCUCCCAGGCCAGAGCAGCUCUUUCUAAAGAGGGAGAAGAAGGAGCAAAGAGGAAGAAGUACUUCCUGGCAAGCAAGAAGUGUGAAUUCUUUCAAGCUUGGGUGUUGGACAAUGCGCACAGGAUUCGCAGGCUAGCUAUUGAGUUGUGGAACGAACACAGUAAAAGAGAGAGUGUAAGGAGCAGCAUGGAGAAAGACAAGACUGUUGUUGAGGAGAGCUUGAAGAAAGGGAAGCGUAAAGGGAAGAGUCAGUUAAUUGAAGAACUGAGCAAAUGAAUCCCUUUUGAACAUAUUGAUUUUUGUAAAUGUUUAUGAUGUAAUAGAAAUGUCAUGAAUAACUCACUGCAAAAUGUAGCUACUGAAAGGUCAUUACCGGUCCCAUCCUAAAGUUUGAAAUUAUGAUUUGGUAAAAAAACAAACAUUUGGUACAAUAAAAUAUAAGGAGGUAUCUUUUUUUUGUAUUUCAUAAUUUCUUGCAUCAUAUAUUGGAAAGAAUGUUUUAAAAGUUUAAAAGGUCUCUGCGUAAUUCACAGAAAAUGUCAUUUUAAGAAUGUAUUUUGACAAACUGCAGGUCUACUAAUAAGAUUAGCUUUUAUAAUAAAAUCAGAAUAUACUCAUGUACAACUUUUAAA